This is a messenger RNA of Ornithodoros turicata, 2976 nucleotides long. RefSeq lists its product as uncharacterized. NCBI's taxonomy places the organism in Eukaryota, Metazoa, Arthropoda, Arachnida, Ixodida, Argasidae. Gene Ontology annotation, molecular function: RNA-DNA hybrid ribonuclease activity; nucleic acid binding. Bases 1 to 2976 code for a protein of 991 amino acids. The record is from RefSeq and is a predicted model, not a curated record. The transcript has 4 exons.
AUGAAUGCUGAGUUGGUCCAUAUACCAGAGACUGCACCCCCAGAUAUGUCAGAAGAAAACUUCCCAAAUCUUCCGCGCAUCUCUAAGAAACCCGAAACACAAAAGGCUAACACAAGUGGAUCUCAGCCCCACCCUGCUGCAAAGCCUAAGGCAAGCGUGUGGGAAACAGAAGACACCAUGAAAAGGGCCAAAAACCCUGUGCCAGUCCCAAGACGUAAAAGGCGCACUCAACUUGAGCAACACAACGCCGAGCAACAGAAUACAAAGCAAAGAAGCAUGCAAGACAAAGAGGCUGUAGCUUCACACGACAGCCGCCGAGAUGCCCGCCAGCAAAUAACCCCAUUUGAUGGAUCCACACUGGUUAUGCAGAUAAUAUCCUUCGUAAUAGCUGCACUCAAAGCAGUAGUAGCCUCGCUCCCAAAUGCACGGGAUAUCCCAGAAGUCAAACAAGGUCUCGCACUUGAACCGAAGCUUCUCAGACACAAUACAGCAUCCCUCCAUGAAGGACACACGUCGGAAGAAUUUGCCCAGGAAAUUGCAAAUAACCUAAAAGCAACCAGCAAGCAGAUCAACGUUCCAAAGUCGUAUACAAGUAUCGACAUAGAGUAUGAACGGCUGCGAGCAAUUCGCCACUGCGCAGAGAGAAAAUACAGGAGAAACGGGGACAUAAACUGCUGGAUCGAAGCCAAAGCUACAAAAGCCAAAAUAAAACGACACCUGAAGAAACUAUCGAUCAAGAGCUGGACAGAUACCUGCAACAACUUGUCCCCGACAACUACCGCGAAUAAGAUGUGGACCAUAGUAAAAAGCCUCAAAUGUGUCCCCUCCCAAACAGCACCCUUCCGCACCAUCUCUCUGAAAACGAACAGCACAGAAAAAGAAAUUGCCAACAGUUUCCUGGCAGCCCUAAACAAGACGUCAGAGGCCUCCAUAAGUGCCCUUUACCACCAGUCUCUACGGUCAACAAUUGUGGACAACAGUAUGCAAGGCAAAGCCGCCCCCAAAGAACUGGAAAUGGACUUUACAGUCCAUGAACUUAAACGUGCUAUCCAAGCAGCCUCCAACAAAAAGACAGCCCCAGGUCCAGAUGGGAUAUCCUAUAAGUGCCUAGCAAACAUAGGACGCAAAGCCAUGAAGAUCCUCCUCGAAAUCUACAACAAGAGCUGGAGGACAGGAAGAAUGGAAAACGGCACGCCAGACUGCAUCACAGACCUCGUAACGGCAGUACAGCAUAACAAAGCCUUGUCCAUCGUCACAGUAGCAGUCUUCCUUGAUAUCAAAUCAGCGUUUGACUCUGUCAGCCAUGCCCACGUACUGCAAGCAGCAAGAAAAUCAGGGCUGAAUGGAAAAACAUUCGCAUGGCUCACCAGCUUUCUCACCGACAGAAAGGUCUUUAUGGACACCAACGAAGGGAGUACACCCCCAGUCACACUUGUACAAGGAGUUCCGCAAGGAGCAGUUCUCAGCCCGACACUCUUCAAUCUGCUCAUGUCGGAGCUCGCCAGCUUACUACCACACAAAGUAAAAUAUACCAUGUAUGCCGACGACCUCUGCAUAUGGAGCAGUGGAAGACAGAUACAGGCGAUAGAAAACACACUUCAGUAUGCCCUAGUAACCAUCGCCAUCUUCCUUGAAGAAAGAGCCAUGGACCUCUCAACCAGCAAAACCGUCUACUUACCCUUUACAGGAAAACGGCUGAAAAACUUUAAACUCACAGUGGCCGGAACCGAAAUAAGGCGGGUCACCAAGCACAAAUACCUGGGAGUCACCACCAACAGGAAUACAACAUGGGGUGACCAAGUUAAACACCUGAGAAAAUCCACAAGAACCUACACAAACAUAAUGAAAAUCCUUGGCGGAUACCGAUGGGGUAACAACAAGGCUCUUCAAGCAAUACACCGUGGCCUCAUCAGGCAAACAAUAGCCUACAGCAUCCCUUGUCUUCAAAAUCUCUCUCCGUCUCAGGAUAACAGACUGCAACGUAUCCUAAGUCGCAGUCUACGCAUCUGCCUGGGACUUCCUAGAACUGUCAGAACGGACAUAGUACUUGCCGAAGGAAGAGAGCCACCCAUCCAAACCCUUCGCAAACAAGAAACUGAGCGGCACCUUAUCCGUCUCCUCACAAGACACUACGGGCACCCCUUCAUCGACAAGAUAAAGCAACGCACCAAAUGUAGCAUCUAUAAGGCCAUCCGAUACAUUGACCGCAUCCUUCCUAAGCAUCGUGCAAAAAGACACUAUCAGGACACGGCCCCCUGGCUCCUACUCCCACCAAAGAUCUCCACUGAAGUACCAGGGAUUGACAAGAAAAACGAAACACCACAAGUGGCCCUAAAAGCACUAGCCAUGGCACAUAUUGAAGAAAACUACCCGGUAGCAAUGCAGGUGUAUACCGACGGUUCCACAUCGAAAAACAGAUCAUCCAGUGCUUUCGUAACCGACGGCAUAACAAAAGCGUACAGGUUGUCCCACAAGACAACAUCCACAGCAGCAGAGCAACAUGCAAUUUUGAAAGCUCUACGCCACAUCAGAAAAUCCCAAGCCGGGACAUGGGUAGUGUGCUCCGACUCCAGAGCGGCCCUCUACUCCAUCCAAAAGCAGGACCCACAAGACCGUACUGUCUACAACAUCAUGAAGGCGCACAGCGAAGCCGAAGCCUUAGGGCACAAUAUAUCACUCCAAUGGAUACCGUCUCACUGCGACAUCUCCGGAAAUGAAUGCGCAGACAGAGCUGCAAAGGAAGCCCUUAGCAAAAUUCAGGUGUCCUUGCGGCAAAUGCGUCCCGAUGCCGACGGCAGAGGAAUGACUUUGUUGCCGCGAAAUGAGGCGUUACUGAAGGAGCGCAGCGGUUGCAUUACAAGAAACCAGUACUUUGAAAUACUCUGCCUGGACACCGGGGUACUCCAGGUGUACUACUGCUACGUCAGAGAAAACGACGACCAUGCCCUUAUCAGGAACAGCGAAGUGAACAAGUGA